GUCCGCGUCUUACUUCUGAGUGGCUAAUUCCCCUCGUUUUGCCUCGGCGUUUUCCCAUGAUCCUGGAACUGCUCCCAGUCAGCGAUCAUCUCCAACCGGCGUCUCCUGCCAAGCUUUGUCUCCUGCUUCUUUGCAACUCUCUCUCUCUCAAAUCACCUUUGUUUUUUUGAACUGACUCUCAAAUCACCUUGAAAGCCCCUUCUCGGUCCUGCUCCUGCACAGGUUCGUAAAGUUUUUUGUGAAAAUCGUCAAGUCUUCCUGCUCAAAAAACAUCUCCGGCGUGCUGAAUUUUCUCCGUCGUUUAUGUGGUUGUUGCGCCCAACGAGAUCUCGAAGAUUCCACCUUCCAUUGAAUUUGCAGGGGCUAGAAAAUGGGAACGAAAUUGCAGAUCGUUGCAGUGCUGGGUGUGGCCUGCGCUGUCGCUGCCACUGCCGCCGACAGGGGGCUGUCGUUCACCGGUACCGUGCCGCUGCAGGACGAAGCGAGCUACCUGCUGCGCGAAGUGGCCAACUCCGUGCGGCAGAGUGGCGGAACCACUUACCACCACGUGUGGCCGCCCAUGAAAUUUGGAUGGGAAAUUGUGUUGGGGUCAUUCAUCGGAUUCUUUGGAGCAGCGCUCGGUAGCAUUGGGGGACUAGGUGGGGGUGGGAUCUUCGUGCCGAUGCUCAUCUUGAUCAUUGGCUUUGAUCCCAAGUCUUCCGCGGCCAUGUCAAAAUGUAUGAUCAUGGGGACUGCUGUGUCAACUGUGUACUGUAACCUCAAGGUGAAACACCCAACUUUUGACAUGCCAGUCAUAGACUAUGAUCUGGCACUUCUCAUACAGCCCAUGCUCAUGUUGGGGGUCAGCAUUGGGGUUAUUUGCAACGUGGUAUUCCCUGACUGGCUUGUCACGGUCCUCUUGAUCAUUCUCUGCAUAGUUACUUCAACUAAAGCUUUUCUGAAGGGUGUUGAAACAUGGAAGAAAGAAACAAUAAUCAAAAGGGAGGAAGCAAAACAAUCAGAGCAAACCUGUGAAGAAGAACAAGAGUACAUGGCACUGUCUGCAGGACCUGAUGCCGCAUCGCAGACGGAAACACUCCCAGUGCAAGAUCAUUAUCGAAACAAUGAAACGCCGUCAGCUGAAGCGGUAUCCAUUUGGAAGAACGUUUACUGGAAGGAGGUUGGCCUUCUUGCCUUUGUAUGGGUAGCAUUCCUUGCGCUUCAGGUCACAAAGAACUACAUGGCAACUUGCUCUAUGUGGUACUGGGUUUUGAACUUACUUCAGAUCCCGGUGUCAGUCGGGGUGGCCAUGUAUGAAGCGGUAUGUUUGGUACAGGGGAAGAGGAUGAUAUCAUCGAAUACGAAUGAGCAAACCAGCCUGAAAGCUCGUCAGCUACUGGUAUACUGCUUCCUGGGUGUCACUGCUGGUGUUGUAGCCGGUAUGCUUGGAGUCGGCGGGGGCGCCAUCAUGGGGCCUCUCUUCUUGGAGCUUGGUGUCCCUCCGCAAGUAAAAUCUUUUUUUGUUCAUGUCAAGAACCUCAUGUUUCCAUCAUGGUUUUAUCGUCAGUUCAGCAAUCAUUUGAUGGUCUCAAGUGCUACGGCCACCUUUGCAAUGAUGUUCUCAUCUUCCAUGUCCGUCGUCGAAUACUUCCUCCUGAACCGGUUCCCUGUACCAUAUGCUCUCUUCUUCACUACACUGGCAUUUUUUGCUGCGAUUGUCGGCCAACGCGUUGCAAGGAAGCUGAUCGGUCUGUUAGGACGGGCGUCACUUAUCAUCUUCAUAUUGUCCUUCACGAUCUUCAUCAGCGCGCUUUCUCUAGGCGGAGUCGGCAUCUCCAACGCGAUUCACAAAAUCGUGCAGCACGAGUACAUGGGAUUCGACAACAUCUGCAAAUAUGAUGCGUAGGACGUUGUACCCUGAAGGCAUGUAAGAGCAGCGUGAUGCCUUGCAGAUGUCAAAGUUGAACCGGAUGGCUACGAGAUCAGAGUUUCAGCCAGUAGCAGCGAAAGUAAUCGAUGAUUAAAUGUCAUGCACUUGCACGUGGAUAUUCAAGUAAUAUCUUUCUUGAGAGG
Lolium rigidum is the source of this 2052-nucleotide messenger RNA. Its product is annotated as sulfite exporter TauE/SafE family protein 3-like. NCBI's taxonomy places the organism in Eukaryota, Viridiplantae, Streptophyta, Magnoliopsida, Poales, Poaceae. Bases 371 to 1885 code for a protein of 504 amino acids. Gene Ontology annotation, biological process: protein ubiquitination. Gene Ontology annotation, cellular component: membrane; Cul4A-RING E3 ubiquitin ligase complex. The transcript has 12 exons. The record is from RefSeq and is a predicted model, not a curated record.